GAAAGAAGAAAAUACGAUACAGCUCCAUGGCAACGUUGCCAAGUUAAUGUAAAUUGAAACUCGUUUUAAGGUUGUAAGUAUGAAACCCAAAGUUCUAGUUCUGUUUUUGGCUCUGUGCUACGCAUCAGGAGUUUCUGCGAACAAAAUGGGGCAAGCAGAUGACCACAUGGCACAUCAGCACAAUGCAAAUGCUUUCCUUGACUCUGAGGAUAAAGAUGAGGUAAAAGAACUUAACCCAUCUGAGCAGAAAAAGAAAAUGAGGGAGAUCGUGAAGAGAAUUGACACUGACUCUGAUGAAUACCUAAAUUCAGAGGAAAUAACAAAAUGGAUACAGAAAGUGUACAGAAGAUAUGCAAUGGAUGAUGCAAGAGAACACUUCCCUGAAUUUGAUUCUAAUGUUGAUGGACUGGUUACUUGGGAUGAAUACAACCUGAAAAUACAUGGGCCCACUAUUAAAUUGGAUGAAAUCAGUGUUUUCGAGGACCCAGAAGAAGAAUCUCUCAGAUUUCUUUAUUUAAAGGAAAAAAGACGAUUUGACAGUGCAGAUGUAGAUGGCACCCCUGGCUUGAACUUGACAGAAUUUCUUGCAUUCACUCAUCCAGCUGAUGUAGAUUACAUGGCUGAUUUUACUAUUGAGGAUGUGUUAAAUGAGUACGAUUUGGACAAUGAUGGAUUUAUUACUUUAAGUGAAUUCAUUGGAGAUCUUGGUAAAAAUGGAGAUAAGCCAUCCCAGUGGGAGAUAGAGGAGACUGUGCGCUUUAAAGACAUUUAUGAUCAGGACAAAGAUGGCAAGCUGAAUCGGGAAGAGCAGUUGCGCUGGGUUGCCCCAAACAACUAUGGUUCAGCACGUGAAGAAGCUGUUCAUCUUAUUAGUGAAAUGGAUCAGGAUGGUGACCAGAAGCUUUCUGAAGCUGAGAUUUUGCACAGCUUGGACACUUUUAUGAACAGCCCAAGAUUGGCUCACUUUGGUUGGAGUAAGCAAAGAGCAGGGGUUUGGAAUGGGAAAAUCUUGGACAUGAGACUUGAAGGUGUAAUUGCUGCCACUUCAGAGUUUUGAGGAUCUUAACACAGUGUGUUAAUCAGUGGACAGGCAUUCUGAUGGAAACCUGUUUACCCGCCGAGGUUAAGGAUUAAAGUCGAGACUGCCGGGACAACGAUGCUGCUCCUGUCAGAUGUGACGGGUCUGGAGUAAUUGCAACGACAAGAAAUCACUACAGACUUUAUUGAAGACUAGAGCGGAUAACAACUCUAUUAUUAUUUAAUUGUUUAUUUAUCUAUUUAUUACCACUGUAUGACUUUUAGAUCAUUCAAUUCUGUGUUUGUAUGAUUUGUGUAAAUCGUGUAUUUAUUUAAAGUAUCCUCCAGACCACCCAAGAAGGAUGGGCCCUGUUGAGUCUGGUUCCUCUCAAGGUUUCUUCCUGUAAUUUUCAGGGAGUUUUUCCUUGCCACAGUCGCCCUCGGCUUGCUCAACAGGGGUUUUUGUAUCUGUUGGUCCUGGAUUUUGUAAAGUUGCUUUGAGACAAUGUAUAUUGUAAAAAGCGCUAUAUAAAUAAAGUUGACUUGACUUGACUUGACACCAUAAAGUACAAUAAUUACAAUGAAAA
Trichomycterus rosablanca is the source of this 1604-nucleotide messenger RNA. It is a transcript of the gene rcn2, whose product is annotated as reticulocalbin 2. Gene Ontology annotation, molecular function: calcium ion binding. Gene Ontology annotation, cellular component: endoplasmic reticulum. The record is from RefSeq and is a predicted model, not a curated record. Bases 80 to 1057 code for a protein of 325 amino acids. Lineage: Eukaryota; Metazoa; Chordata; Actinopteri; Siluriformes; Trichomycteridae. The transcript is spliced from 10 exons.